Molecule: messenger RNA, 441 nt
Organism: Oldenlandia corymbosa var. corymbosa
Lineage: Eukaryota; Viridiplantae; Streptophyta; Magnoliopsida; Gentianales; Rubiaceae
Source: the annotation of a GenBank genome assembly
AUGUUGCUGAGCACGGCCAACAAGUCUAUCUUAGUUGUCGAGGAUAUCGAUUGCACCAUCGAAUUCCAAAACAGAUUAUCCUUCAACCCUCCUCCUGUUAAUUAUCCAUACGAUAUGCAUCAUCAGGAUGGAAACAAGGUGACAUUGUCUGGUUUCCUCAAUUUCAUUGAUGGAAAGAUGGAUGUUCACAUCCACAUGUCAUAUUGUACUCCGUGUGGGUUCAAAAUCUUGGCAGCAAAUUACCUUGACAUCAAAGACCAUUUCCUAUUUAAAGAAACUGAGAAUUUGAUCGCGACAACGGAAGUUACACCGGCUGAAGUUGCAGAGCAGUUGUUGAGGGAUGACCAAGUUGAUGUUGUACUACAAGGGCUGAUUGAUUUUCUUCAUGUGAAGAGGAAGAAAAUGAGGAAGCUAAAGCUAAGAAAGUGGAAGUUGAGAUGA